Molecule: messenger RNA, 1257 nt
Organism: Jatropha curcas
Lineage: Eukaryota; Viridiplantae; Streptophyta; Magnoliopsida; Malpighiales; Euphorbiaceae
Product: proteasome subunit alpha type-1-B
Biological process (GO): ubiquitin-dependent protein catabolic process
Cellular component (GO): proteasome core complex; proteasome core complex, alpha-subunit complex
Source: RefSeq, a predicted model, not a curated record
CUCAGUAAGAGCUCUGUCCCGUGCAACAAGUCACCUUACUCUAGACUUAAGCUAAAAGAAAAGAAAACCUGCGAAUGCUUUUUCCGCUCUCUUAUUCUGACAACUAUUAAAUCAAAUAGAGAGGUAGUGAGUGAGUUCCGGUGUAUAGAACGGCAGCGUAGGUAUCAAAAGAGAGGAACAGAGAGUAAAAAAUGUUUAGGAACCAGUACGAUACAGACGUAACCACAUGGAGUCCAGCCGGUCGGCUGUUCCAGGUAGAGUAUGCGAUGGAAGCGGUGAAGCAGGGUUCGGCGGCUAUCGGACUCCGAUCUAAGACUCACGUGGUUCUCGCGUGUGUCAACAAGGCCAACUCUGAGCUAUCCUCUCACCAGAAAAAGAUCUUCAAGGUCGAUGACCACAUCGGCGUCGCUAUCGCCGGCCUCACCGCCGACGGUCGGGUUUUGUCACGCUAUAUGCGAUCCGAAUGCAUUAACUACAGUUUCACUUACGAGUCCCCGCUUCCGGUUGGUCGGCUUGUCGUUCAACUCGCGGACAAGGCUCAGGUCUGCACCCAACGCUCAUGGAAAAGACCUUUUGGUGUUGGUCUGCUGGUAGCGGGCUUGGAUGAAUCUGGAGCCCAUCUCUACUAUAAUUGUCCUAGUGGGAACUACUUUGAAUAUCAAGCUUUUGCUAUUGGAUCUCGCUCUCAAGCGGCAAAGACAUACUUGGAACGCAGGUUUGAGAACUUUAUGGACUCUCCACGGGAUGAUCUGAUCAAGGAUGCUCUCAUUGCAGUUAGGGAAACCUUACAAGGAGAAACACUCAAGAGUUCCAUCUGCACAGUUGCUGUAGUAGGAGUUGGGGAGGCAUUCCAUAUACUGGAUCAGGAAACUGUGCAACAAUUAAUUGAUGCAUUUGAAAUCGUUGCCGAGCCAGAGGGUCCUGCUGCUGAAGCUGAACCUGAGGCUGAGCCAGAGCAAGGUGCCGGGCCUGACCAGGGUGCUGCUGCUGCUGACCAAGGUGUGGCUCCAAUGGACAUAUGAUGAUGCAGGAAAAAAAAAGGCUGUUUCUGUGUCCUAGUCAUUAGUUGAUGUUCUCAAACGUGUUUGCAGGAUUUAGUCGAAAAAACUGAGUGGCACCAUGAAAGACAUAGUUUUCUUGGAUUUUUCAUUUAUGCAAUUAUCUUUGCUUCAUUGGUGCAGACAUUUUUAUGCUAGAUGCUGGUGAAUUUUUAUCUAUAAAUUUACGUUAAUACUCGAAGACAAUCAUUCAACUCGA